CCGUUUUUUCGCCACCGGAAUAAUCGAUGUGCCUACGUGGCGGCCAUGUUGGGAAGGCGGACUUUCCCAUUGAAGGCAAUGCAUGGACACUGAAAUUGUCGUAACUUUCUGAUUUCUCAACCGAUUUUCAUGUGGAUUACUGUUUUGUUAACGCCGAAACAUAUCCUAUCUAUAGACACUUUUUUUUCUAAAGCAACAAUUAUUAUUUUUACACGCAGAAGGGACUCCCAGUUUCCUUGUCGUAAUUGUACGCCAUUUUACGCAACCGUAUGCACCACAAUGUACUGACAUCCUUGGUCUUUUAGUUUUCUUGCUGUCCACACACAUUGAAUGCACUGACGACGUGGACCUCCCUAGCUUAGUGUCAACAUCGGCACGGAGCUCAAAAUGGGCGUGUCAAUCUACCAAUACAUCCGUGAGGGUAAUGACGUAGGGCGGUAGAAGCGAAACUGUGUAACUUGACGAACUAUAUAUAUAUCUAUUUUUAAAGCAAUACUAGCAAAGCCCGGUCAGAUGUGUGUUUAUUUUGGAUAAUGUGCAAUACACUAGUCACCGUUUUUAAUUGAUUACUACGCUUAACAGAAGGAAAACAUGGUUCAAUUUCAUCUUGGUACAAGCUGAAGCUUCUCGAAGUUGGAUCUUUUGAGCCGCCUCAACGCCGGCUUGUCUCCCGCAAGAAGAAUACACAGUUAAAGGUGUUAUUGUUUUGGUUAGUAUUUCCGUUUUGAUAAUGUCGAUUUGCGUGCUCGUGACGUAACUUGCGACCAAGCGCGCUGCUGUGGAUUUUCCGCUGCAGCUCCCCAUCCGCACACUUUUUAUUAUUAUUUUUUAACGUAAUCGCUGCUCUCUCUUCGACGAACCUCACUAAAUCUUACUGAAUUUCUACGAACUGAAUCCUCGAAUCCGCGGUGCGUCCAUCGGUACUUCGCUUGGACUCAAACAUUAUUCGUUAAAUCCUCGUGUCCGGUUUAAGUCGUAUCGGUGCCCGUUGAAGCUUCCAGGCCUAGCCUAGCUUAGCCUAGCCUAGCCUGCUGACAAAGAGACGCGUUUGUCAUCGACACAUCGCGAAGCCGAGAUCGAGUGGGAGCCACACAAAAAAAGCGCCGUGACUGCCGUGUGAGAAUGUGUGCGAGAAGGACAGCGGCGGAGUACGAGGAGCAACUUUGUGGACCAAAUGAGGCGAAGGCGCGAGAACGUCAAAUACUGGACGCUGUUUUCAAGACGCCUCGCGUCGGGUUACACCCUGCAGACAUCAGCAAAACCUUGGAGCCUUCUCAUAUUAAAGAAGAGGAUGAGCCAGUGCAUCCUUACAUUAAAGAGGAGGAAGAACUCCUAUACAUUGAGAAGGUGGAAGAAGAGCCUGUGAACAUUGAGGAGAAGGCGGAUUUCACCAAGUUGCCAUCGAUUGUUGUCCUUUUGAAGAGCGAAGAUGACGGGCAAAGUGAGAGAGGGCCGGAGUCUCCAAGCAGCAGCUCAAGUCCACAUAUGGCAACAGAAGGCGAUGGAGACCACUCCGCAGAAUCGCCAGCAGACGGCCUCAUAGCUCCACUAUCAGAUAGUGAUGACAUGUCACACUCUCCUCACACUGACGACGAUGAACAGUCUGAAGGGGAUAUGACAUGUCUCACUGACAACAAAUGCUGGAAAUGUUCUCAUUGUAGGAAAACGUUUGUCUACAAGUCUCUUUUGAAAAAGCAUAUGAUGAUACACACUGGAGAGAAGCCGUACGCAUGUUCAGUUUGUGGGCAAAGAUUCACUCAAGAGGGACAUUUAAGAAGACACACAAGAAGACACACUGGAGAGAAACAGUUUGUCUGCACAGUUUGUGGUAAAAGAUUUGCUCAAAGAACCAGUUUGACAACACACACACGAACACACACUGGAGAGAAACCUUUUGUCUGCUCAGUUUGUGGGCAAAGAUUUGCUCAGAGAAACCAUUUGACAACACACACAAAAACGCACACUGGAGAGAAACCUUUUGUCUGCUCAGUUUGUGGUCAAAGAUUCUCUGAAAAGGGAAGCCUAAAAAGUCACACAAGAACACACACUGGAGAUAAACCUUUUUCCUGCUCAGUUUGUGGUAAAAGAUUCUCUCAGAAGGGACAUUUAGGGGUUCACAGAAGGACACACACAGGUGAGGAACCUUUUUCCUGCUCAGUUUGUGGUAAAAGAUUUUCCCAGAAAGGACAUUUAGGGACUCACAGAAGAACCCACACUGGUGAGAAACCUUUUGCCUGCUCUGUGUGUGGCCAAAGAUUCACUGUCAAGGGACAUUUAAAAACACAUGCAAGAAUCCACACUGGUGAGAAACCUUUUGCCUGCUCAGUUUGUGGCCAAAGAUUUACUACAAAGGCAUAUUUUAGAAUACACACACAAACCCACACUGAUGGGAAUCCUUUUGCCUGCUCAGUUUGUGGCCAAAGAUUCAUUAUGAAGGGAUAUUUAAAAAUACACAUGAGAAUACACACUGGAGAGAAACCUUUCCCCUGCUCUGCAUGUAGUAAAAGAUUCUCUACAAAGGAACAUUUAAAAUCACACACGAGAACGCACACUGGAGAAAAACCUUUUGCCUGCUCAGUUUGUGGGCAAACAUUUUCUCUAAAGGGAAACUUAAAAAGUCACACAAGAACGCACACAGGUGAAAAACCUUUUGCCUGCUCAGUUUGUGGUCAUAGAUUCUCUAGAAAGGGAAACUUAAACAUACAUGCAAGAAUACACACCGGAGAUAAACCUUUUGCCUGUUGAGUCAAAACAAAAUUCUCAGUAUAAGGAUCAGGAUGAAUGUGCUGGUACAGUAGUGGUGAUUAAUUAAGCUUUGAAUGAAAAUCUACAUGUAAAAUAUUAAAACUGCUGUGACAGUGAUUUGGAAUAAUCUACAUUUUUGCAUUCUAUCUACUUUGUUGUAUGCUAUCUAUCGUCUUGUAUUCUAUAUACCUUCUUAAAGACAUCCUGUGGAUGACUGAAUUAGCACUCGUGCUAAAACAAAGCAAUGCACUCGACUGCUGUGUCAAAUGUUUUGUAAUGUGCAUAUCAAAGAAGCGAAUCAUUGAUAGAAACUUGAACUCUUUGGGGUAAGAUGGAAAGCUCUGUAUGUGAUUCUGAAUAAAAUACUGUGGGACCUCGCUUGCGUUAAGGACUUAAUUUACUCUUGAGUUAUUUUUUAUUUUUUUUUACUCAUUUAACUUAACUCAAGGUGUUAAAACCUGUUUGUGUUGGAGACUUGAAAGUGUGCUUUUGUUUUGUAAAGAAGGGCAGAGGCACAAUUGGAUGCAGCUUCACCCUCUACCUUUUCAGUUAGCUUUAUCCUUUGUUGUGUUUUGGACUGAUUAAAAGCUAAUCAAAUAAAAAAAACUACCUCCUAAUUCCAUGUACUAUUUUUUUAACUUAAAUUUAUUCUAAAAUCUCUCUUUUUUUUUAGUGUGUGUAAUGUUUUAAACUGAUAUGUAAACUGAUAUGUACCCCAAUUUGACUCAAUUGCUAACUAACCGUUUCACAGGCUAUUUGUGCGCUUCUUGACAGUCAAUGCCUGAACAUCAGCGAAAAGUGCUUGACAUUAUAACUGGUUGUAUUUUUACUAAAUUAGGAACUUUUAAUUUAUAAACUUGUUUAUUCAUGAAAGUAUUUUAAAUGUUUAUAACAUAAUACAAUGCACCUGGUGAUAAAGUGAUAAAAUAAUUAUGAGUAUAUUUAUUCCUGUCAAUAUGAAUUUUACCCCAGUGAUAAGGUGCCGGAAACAUUUUAAAAUGAUCCUUAGGCAGUAAGUGUUUGAAUUUCACCUUAAAAACCCUGUGUACAAAAAAAUCUUGUCUACAUAUUCACGCUGCACACACACAAAUACUGUACAGUGUACACUGUACACUUUUUAUCGCUUACAUUAGCAGGAUUAGCAGGAGGAUAGUGAGAAAUGUUAAACAUACCUGCAAGGCUCCAGUAGCGUUUUCAGCUGUUUAUUUCAGCUGUAGUUGCCAUUGCAAUCUUGGUGUGGUCGGUGAGGACAUCCCUCAGUGGUUGAUCGUUUCUGAUCU
This is a messenger RNA of Phycodurus eques (leafy seadragon), 4025 nucleotides long. RefSeq names its product gastrula zinc finger protein XlCGF57.1-like. Gene Ontology annotation, molecular function: RNA polymerase II cis-regulatory region sequence-specific DNA binding; DNA-binding transcription factor activity. The transcript is spliced from 2 exons. Lineage: Eukaryota; Metazoa; Chordata; Actinopteri; Syngnathiformes; Syngnathidae. Bases 1123 to 2745 code for a protein of 540 amino acids. The record is from RefSeq and is a predicted model, not a curated record. Gene Ontology annotation, biological process: regulation of transcription by RNA polymerase II.